AAGCCAAGGAUGUUUAAGACAUUACUCAGAGUUCUUGGAAAAGAAAUGCAAAUAUGUUUAUUUACAUCUCCUUGCCCCAGUACCUCCCUGAAAAAUAAAGGGGGGGCAAUGAAGAUUAAAGGAAAUCAAAACCAAACCCCACCAGUUCUGUGGGCACUGGUCCAGACGGGUGUGCCUCCCUGCCCCAGGCCCCUGGGAGCCGAGCGCCUCCUCCGUCUCCUGGGACCACUGCCAGUGGGGACAUGGCGACAGAGCGGGGGGAACUUCCCCAAGCCCCCGCACCCCGCGAGUCACCCUGCAGCUGGAACACUUGACCUCCAGCGCCUCAGCCCCUCAGCCCUGGGAGCGUCCCCCACUCAGUCUCCUCGGAGCUAAUGCCAGCAGCCUUGGCGGGCUUCCCGGUGGUGGCCGGCUGCCACCAUGAGGACACAUCCCCAAGAGGGCAGAGGACGGGAAACAGUAGUGAGUCAGAGGAAGUCCCCAGCACGGGGGCCGCGGGGAGCCCGGCACUGCCUGGUACCCACCGGGCGCCAGACUCCAAGUUCCACGCCGGCCACGCCAAGAUGGACGCCAUCAAGAAAGGACAUGCCAAGGACAGCCAGCGCUACAAGGCCGACUAUGAGGCCCAGAGCACGGACGCCCAGAACUUCUCCUCCGAGUCCAAGCGGGAGACGGAAUACGUGAGAGCCGGUCCCUUGUCCCCCCCUCGUGGCAUCCACAUCCCCAACUGCGACAAGAGGGGCUUCUACAAGAGGAAGCAGUGUCGCCCUUCCAAAGGCAGGAAGCGGGGCUUCUGCUGGUGCGUGGACAAGUACGGGCAGCCGCUCCCGGGCUCCGACGCCAGCGGCAGAGGCGCCGCGCAGUGCUACGGCGCCGAGGACAACUAGCCGCCGCUUUGUGGGGAGCCCCAGUACACCGGUUUUGCACAAAAGACUGCCAAGGACGUGAUCAGCAGCUGGCUUCAGCCUCGAUUAAUAUUUCCUUUUGUGGUGAACUGAUUUUUUAAAAAACCAAAGUUUGGAAAGAGAUGUGUGAAUGCCCGAUUCUCUGAAACGGUAAACUCCAGCGUCUUGUCACUUUCCAGUGGUCACUGAAACAGCAUCGUUUUUCUCGUUGCUUCCCUUAAAACUGCCUGUAAAUGCAGGAGCAGCCGCUGGCCUCACGCCGC
This is a messenger RNA of Pteropus alecto (black flying fox), 1168 nucleotides long. RefSeq names its product insulin like growth factor binding protein 3 (gene IGFBP3). Gene Ontology annotation, biological process: regulation of insulin-like growth factor receptor signaling pathway. NCBI's taxonomy places the organism in Eukaryota, Metazoa, Chordata, Mammalia, Chiroptera, Pteropodidae. Gene Ontology annotation, cellular component: extracellular region. The record is from RefSeq and is a predicted model, not a curated record. The transcript has 5 exons. Gene Ontology annotation, molecular function: insulin-like growth factor II binding; insulin-like growth factor I binding; fibronectin binding. The coding region runs from base 375 to 887 and encodes 170 amino acids.